Messenger RNA from Hyla sarda, 2330 nucleotides. RefSeq lists its product as uncharacterized. NCBI's taxonomy places the organism in Eukaryota, Metazoa, Chordata, Amphibia, Anura, Hylidae. The record is from RefSeq and is a predicted model, not a curated record. Bases 249 to 2330 code for a protein of 693 amino acids. The transcript is spliced from 2 exons. Gene Ontology annotation, molecular function: nucleic acid binding; zinc ion binding.
UUAUCGCUUCUCGGCCUUUUGGCUAAGAUCAAGUGUAGUAUCUGCUCACUUGGUCUGGCUGGAAGGUUCCUGGGGUACCCGUGCCUUGGCCUUGGGGGAUCGCUCUACCUAUUUGGUGGAGCUUCACCCCCUUGCUGCUUUUGGGGUUACGGCUUACUCCCCAGGAAACGAGAAGUGAUCACCAGGCAGCCACUGGGUCGCCUGGUUGCAAACAGAGGACGGAAGAAGAUCUCGGCAGCUGAACAGACAUGGCGGAUAUACCUGAAUAUGCUCGGGUCCAAAAUGCUGUUCGAUUUAUCGUGGAGGAGCAAGCCAGAGGAGAAAAGAAUCUGGACUUCUUAAUCGUGGAGAUCUUGUUUGGUCUGUUCCAAGUGCCAAGAAUGGAGAUCUUGACAGUCAUGGAUUACCCUCGAAAGGGGGUCUAUGAUGUUACUUUCAACAGCAAGUCUUUCUACAGAAAAUUUUUGGAAACCUUGGAGAAAACCCGGAAUCAUCCAAAGAUGGAAGGCAUAAAAUUGGUUGAGCACUUUGUGGACAAUACCAAGCUGUUCACAGUUAAGAUGUACUCGCCAUACGCGAAAGAAAGUGACAUCAAGCUCUUUUUGCAGGAAUUUUGUGUGGAAGUAGAGGAAAGAGGUAAAGUCCUUAACCAACACCAGCUUUGGACAGGAAAAUGGAAGUUCUUGUGCAGACUGAAAGAGGAUGCGGGGGCGCCAGGAAGAUUGUUGCUCCCACCAGCUCGGUUUAAAAUAGGGAAGGACACAGGGGAUUUAUUUUUCCCAGAGAUGGGAACUUUCUGCAAAAACUGCAAACAAUACGGGCAUGAAAGUUGUGGAAAGAUAAUAUGUACCAAAUGUCUAAAGGAAGGUCAUGUCUUUUCUGAGUGUGGCCAAAGUAAGACCUGCAGGGCCUGUAAAAAGACUGGGCACUUCUUUAAAGACUGCCCGGAAAAAUCUGAGGCUAUGGAAGUUGGGGUGAAAUUGAAGAGGAAGACAAAAGAAGAGAAUAUAGUUCCAGAGGCCAAAAAAGUUUCUGGCAAGAGCAAAGAAAAGUUGGACACAGGAAAAGAAAUGGAAGAAGAAAGCGUAAGUGAGGCUUCUGAAGGGGAGCACACAGAGAAAUUAAAGAAAAUAAUUCUCAGUGAGUAUUUUUCUGGAUAUUUGGGUGAGGUGCUAGACCAAGCCCCAAAGGAAGAAAAAGAAAUAUUUGUUCAAGACCUAGUAAAAUUUAAAAUAAAAGUGAAUACCCGGCUUGAAACUGUGAGGGGAAAAAUAAUGCAGUCCAUGAAGCCUGAUGUAAGGCGCUUCAUGGUGACCUACCAAGUGUCACCAUGGUUGGCAGUCCCUGUCAAAGAAGCUUUGAAGAGUGGAGCUCUUCAAUUCGGAGAGGACUAUGGUGUGUUCUGCAAUAAAGCAUUGCUGUGGAAGUCGCACCCUAAGUUGGGAGGGGUAGAGAUUACUCCCCAUUUCCCGACUCGGGAAAGACUUAUAACUGUGAGGAUGUACAGUCCGUAUAUCACAGAAGAAGAGAUUGUUCUGUUCCUUUCUAGAUUCUGUGAGGAGGUGAAGCCAAAAGGCAAGAUCUAUAAUCAAUAUGGACUUUGGACGACAAAGUGGAAAUUUCAAGUGAAGUUUCAGAAAACACCUGAUGGAAAGCUAAUUUAUCCCCCAGGGCGUUUUAAGAUUGGCCCAGUAAAUGGGGACCUGUUCUUUUCAGGCAUGGACGACUUUUGUCGAAAGUGUAAAAGGUAUGGCCAUAGGAAAGAUUUUUGUGAUAUUGUUUGGUGCUAUAAAUGCCAAGAAGAAGGCCAUGAGCCAGAAGCAUGUAAGGUGAAGAAAAAGUGUCAUCUAUGUGGUGAUGAGGGACACCUGGCAGUAAUGUGUCCUAAGAAGAAGAAGAAGAAAAAGGAGGUUAUGAAACGAAGUAGGGAGGAGGAAACUGAUGUGAGGGAAGAACCUGAAGAGGAGGAAACUCCAACCAGGAAAGUGAUGGAGGAGAAGAAAAGGAAAGAAAAUGAAGAAGAAUAUGUAUCGGUAGAGUAUGGAGGCUCUCUUGAUGUUGUCUUCAAGAGUGUGUCAAAAAAAGAAAAAAAAGCCUUUGACGAGGAUUUGGGAAAUCUGAAAGAAAGAUUGGGAAUCAAAGUCAAUGAAGCAAGGGAUAAAGUCUAUUGUUCCUUUCACGCAGAUAUAGAUAGAUUUGUGGAAACAUACAAGGUUCCAGCGUGGCUGGCGAUUCCAGCCAAAAGUGAGAUGCUGAGUGGAUCUAUAACUUGUGGUUUCUUAGACUUCUUGAUGGUCUUUGCAUGGAGAAGAGGAAUGACAUUUGGGUAA